AUGGAAGGCACGAAGAAGAGCAAGAGGGUGGUUAUCGUUGGAGCUGGAGUGGGAGGCAUGGCAACAGCCGCCCGAUUAGCCAAGGCCGGAGUACAAGUCUCACUCUAUGAGAAAAAUGACUAUUAUGGCGGCAAAUGCAGCAAUAUUGUUCAUGAUGGUUAUCGUUUCGAUCGCGGCGCGUCAAUAAUGUUGAUGCCCGAAUUAUUUGAAGAAACAUUUCGGCACCUGGGAACCUCUAUGUCUUCAGAAGAUAUACAGCUUCUUAAAUGUGAGCCUAACUGCAAGGUCUGGUUCGAUGACGGAGAGUGCUUCACGACCUCCACCAAUGUUGCGCACAUGAAACGCGAAAUCGUGAAAAUCGAAGGACCGGCGGGUUUUCAGCGUUAUCUUGAUUUUUUGAAAGAGUGUCAGCAACAUUAUGAGCAGAGUGUGAUCCACGUGUUAAAAAAGGACUUCCCAAGCUUCUUCUCGCUUCUCAGGCCCGCAUUUCUGCCUUACUUGUUUCAGCUGCAUCCGUUUCAAACAGUUUGGCAAAGGGUUUCUAAUUUUUUCAGAUCACACAAGCUAUGUCGAGUCUUCAGCCUCGGAAGUAUGUACCUUGGAAUGUCGCCAUUUGAGGUCCCAGGUACUUAUACACUCCUGCAAUGCGCUGAGCUGAUUGACGGAGUGUGGUACCCUAUAGGAGGAUUUUAUCAAGUGGUUGAAGGGUUACUUCAGAUUGGCACAAGGCUUGGUGUCAAGUAUCAUCUUUCUCUCCCAGUCGAGAAAGUGAAUGUGUCUCUCGGAAAGACUGUGGGUGUUUCUUUGGAUUCCGGCACAUUCGUUGAAGCCGACGCCGUCAUCAUCAACGCCGAUUUAAUUUACGCAUUCAAAAAACUUCUCCCACCAGGCCCAUCAACCCCGAAUGUAUUAAGUCGCCACAAGAAUAUAUCCUGCAGCAGUAUAUCUUUUUACUGGUCGCUUUUUAAGACCUUUCCCCAAUUGGAGACGCACAAUAUGUUCGUCGAAAGUUCAUUUGGACAUCGAUCUACACAUAUCUAUAUGGAACGUGAAUCGACGACAAAGUCUUCCUUUUACGUCCAUGUCCCAUCCAGGAUAGACCCAACAGCUGCACCGCCAGGGAAGGACGCCGUCAUUGUCCUCGUACUUGUCGAAAACCUUGGAGAUAUAAAUUCGCGCCGCAAAGGUUUCGACGAUUCAAAUUUGGUAUCCUACGUACGCGAAAACGUGAUUUCUGCUAUCGAAGAGCGAACAGGAACCACCGGGUUCGGCAAGUUAAUCGACCAUGAGAGUGUAAACACACCAUCGACAUGGCAAGAAUCGUUCAACUCCGAGAAAGGCGGAUUAUUUGGCCUUGACCACAAUUUAUUCAACAUCCUGUCUUUCCGACCGAAGAUAAAACAUGAUAGCGUUGCAGGCGUAUACUUCGUCGGCGCCAGCACACACCCUGGGGCUGGAGUUCCGACCUGUCUGGCGGGCGCAAGGCUCACUGCUGAACGAGUCUUGGAAGAUCUCGAAGUUUCUAUUCCCUGGCAGACUUCCAAUACCCAGACUAGGCAUAUUUGCUUACGAUCCUUGAAAUCGGCUAUGUUCGCCCCGUCGUUUUGGAAGUGGGUUCUAUUAUUUGUUUCGAUUUCUGUGCCAUUUAACCUGGACGCUCCCACCCGCGGCCCUGCUAACAGUAGCCUAUUGGCCGUUCUUUACACGAUUGGAUAUAGCCAGAAUAUCCACGCUGAUCAACAUCGCGGUCUUCUGCACCAUACCGUGGGACUCAUAUUUGAUUCGCAACCGUAUCUGGUCUUAUCCAGCCGAGGCGAUAGUGGGAUACACAUUAUUCGAAAUUCCAUUCGAGGAAAUAUUUUUUUUCAUAAUCCAGACAUAUCUCACCAGCUUGCUUUACAUUAUCUUGACCAAGCAUCUGGUGCUUUCGGCAUAUUUACUGCCGAAGAAUGA
Molecule: messenger RNA, 1953 nt
Organism: Penicillium verhagenii
Lineage: Eukaryota; Fungi; Ascomycota; Eurotiomycetes; Eurotiales; Aspergillaceae
Product: phytoene desaturase family protein
Exons: 6
Coding region: 1-1953 (650 amino acids)
Biological process (GO): carotenoid biosynthetic process
Molecular function (GO): oxidoreductase activity
Source: RefSeq, a predicted model, not a curated record